AUGCCUGCUCCGUACACCCUCGCAACUCCUAUCGGGGAGAGGGCUUUCGGCGAACUCGGCCUCCAGCCCAGCGCGGAAUCGUCCGGGUCCUUUACCCCCGCCAACCGCGAGCUCUCCGCCAAUACCCUCGUUCCGCGCUCUGCCAAUUCAUCCAACCCGUCGGUUUACUCGCAGCAGAACGCCGUUGCGGACGAGGACCAUCGCCCUGCCCCCUCUCCCAGCGUGAGCUCGAACGAUCACGCUGGUAACAACAACAAGCCCGAAAACAACGCUGCCGAUGCCACCCCCCAAGGUUCGGAUCGGAGCACGACUCCCGUGCAGGCUGAGGGUAGCCCUGGUACAGGCAAGAAGGGAAAGCGCUCAGAAGGGUCAGAGGAUGGGGACGAGGAGGACUGGAGCUACGACUCUCAACUCAAGGCCGACCACAAGCUCGCCGAAUCCCGGGGUAUCCCUCCCACUCGCUCUCUCGCCCUCGCCUACAAAGACCUCUGCGUCCGCGGAACCGGUAGUGCCGACGACGUGACCUACGCGCCCACCGUUGGCGGUAUCCUCUUCCCUUGGAAGGCGAGGGGGUAUAAGAAGCGCCAGGCCAAGCUCACUGCUGCAAGGCAGACGGAGGAUCAGAAGAACGCGGUCAAGGAUGAAAAGGAGGAGGCGCUGAAGAAGGGAGAGCGGUUCCUCGUCAGGGACUUCAAUGGCGUGGUACAGCCGGGAGAAAUGAUGUUGGUCGUAGGCCGACCCGGCAGUGGCUGUACAACCUUCCUCAAAGCCCUCUCCGGACUCCACCAGGGCUACGCUGGCGUCGACGGCAAAGUCUACUACGGGACGAUGGACUCGGACAAGGCGCUCACCCCGUACAAAUCCGACGUCGUCUUCAAUCCGGAAGAGGACAUGCACGACCCCAACCUCCUCGUCGGGCACACCAUGGACUUUGCGCUCCGCAACAACACCCCCGCUCCAGGCGUCCGGCUUCCCAAGGAGGAGGGCGGCGAAGCAAUGACGGCAGACGAGUACCGGACGAGGGAGAAGGGGACCCUGCUCAAGGUGUUCGGCCUGGAGCACACCCAUGACACCAAGGUCGGGGACCAGUACGUCCGCGGAGUGUCAGGCGGCGAAAAGAAGCGGGUCUCGAUCGCCGAGGUUCUCACCUCCAAGGCGUCCAUCCAGAUGUGGGACAAUGCCACUCGCGGUCUCGAUGCGGACACGGCGCUGCGGUACACCAAGGUCAUUCGGACGCUCUGCGAUGUCGAUCGGAACGCGGCGGUCGUCACGGUCUACCAGGCAGGCAACGGGAUCUACGACUGCUUUGACAAGGUCACUGUUAUCGCCGAGGGGAGGGUCAUCUACUAUGGUCCGAGGGAGGAGGCGAGGGGGUACUUUGAGGAUCUGGGCUUUGUCCAUCCCGACGGAGGCAACACCGCGGACUUCUUGACCUCAGUCACAGCUACCAAUGAGCGUCAAGUCAAGGACGGUCACAACGGCAAGGUCCCCACCACCGCUGCCGAGUUCGCUGAGGCGUACAACAAGUCCGAAACCUCCAAGCGGAUGCACGAGGAGCUCGAUCGCCACCUCGCCGACGAGAAGCUUCAGCGAAACACCGAGGAAGCACAGGGUGUCAUCCAGGCGCAAAAGGAGAAAUACGCCAUCAAGUCUUUCCCCCAAAAGACGAGCUUCUUCACCCAGGUCAAGGCGGCGUUGAUCCGGGACUAUCAGCAGCGAUGGGGAGAUCAAUGGACGCUAUGGGCUCGUCAAGUCACCACGCUCAUCCAGGCGCUCACGGUCGGAUCGGUCUUCUACAUGGCGCCAGACAAUACUGGCGGUCUUUUCCUCCGCGGCGGUGUCGUCUUCCUGUCCCUUCUCUACCCAUCCCUCAUCUCGCUCUCGGAAACUACUAGCGCCUUUUCCGGUCGAGCCGUCAUGGCCAAGCACAAGGCGGCGUCCAUGUACCGUCCCUCGGCGGUCUUUGUCGCGGCUACUAUCGGCGACUUGCCCAUCUUUUUCGUCCAACUGGUCAUCUUCACCCUCAUCAUCUACUUUAUGGCUGGACUCAAACAGACAGCGGGCGGCUACUUUACCUACCUCCUCUUUGUCUACUUCUGCACCCUCACCACCACGGCCUUCUUCCGUUUCGUCGGUUACUCCUUCGGUACCUUCAACAACGCGUCCAAGGUCUCAGGCUUCAUGUUCUCGGUACUCGUCACGUACGCCGGCUAUGCCAUUUACUCGCCCUUCAUGAAGCCAUGGUUUGCCUGGAUUCGGUGGAUCAACCCCAUCUACUACUCGGUCGAGGCGCUCGUCGCGAACGAGCUGGACGGGUUGCAACUGCAGUGCAUCCAGCCUCAGCUCGCGCCAUACGGUCCGGGCUACGAGGGUCAACCCGCCGGAUGCGCUAUUGCCGGGGCUACGCCCGGAUCGACCAUCCUCUCCGGUACCGCAUGGAUGAACACCGCUCUCGAAUUCUACCGGUCGCACGUUUGGCGCAACUUUGGCUUUGUCAUUGCCUUCUGGUUCCUCUGCCUCUUGCUCUGCGCCAUCGCUAUCGAGCGCCUCCCCGCUGCCGGAUCCAACAAGGCGACUUUGCUCUACAAGCCCGGCGGCGGCGGCAAGUUCAUCAAGCAGGCCAACAAGAAUGGGCAGGAGCCAAGGGAUGAGGAGGAGGGAGCGGGCGCGAUGCAGACCAACGAGAAAGCGGGCAACAAGGGGAAGGGCGAGAAGAAGGGGGAGAAGGAGAAGGGGAAUGACGCGGUGCAUGCAGCCAACACUGUCUUUACCUGGAAGAACCUCACCUACACUGUCCAAGCUGGCGGCAAGGACCUUGUCCUCCUCGACGACGUCUUUGGCUACUGCAAGGCCGGUACUCUCACCGCUCUCAUGGGCGCGUCCGGCGCCGGCAAGACCACCCUCAUGGAUGUCCUCGCGGCUCGCAAGACCGAAGGCGAUAUCGCCGGCGAGGUCCUCAUGAACGGCCGCACCCUCCCCGUCUCGUUCCAGCGCACCACCGGAUACUGCGAGCAGGUCGACGUGCAUCUCCCCCAGGCGACCGUCCGCGAGGCGCUCGAGUUCUCUGCGCUGCUCCGUCAACCUCGGUCGGUCUCGGACAAGGACAAGCUGGCUUACGUCGACGUCAUCAUCGACCUGCUGGAGCUGCAUGACUUGGAGGAUGCGAUGAUUGGGACGCCGGGUGCGGGAUUGGGUGUCGAGCAGCGGAAGCGGUUGACCAUCGGUGUCGAGCUGGUCAGCAAGCCUACUCUUCUCUUCCUCGACGAACCCACUUCCGGUCUCGACGGUCAAAGCUCCUUCCUCAUCGUCCAAUUCCUGCGGAAACUCACUGCCGCCGGCCAAGCCGUCCUCUGCACCAUCCACCAGCCGUCCGCCUCCCUCUUUGCCCAGUUCGAUAACCUCCUCCUGCUCAAGAGGGGCGGCAAGACCGUCUACUUUGGUGCAAUCGACCAGCUCAACGGAUACUUUAGCGACAAGGGCGUCGACAUUCCCAAGGACGUCAACCCGGCGGAGCGCAUGAUCGACAUCGUCUCGGGCGGCUUGUCCAAGGGACGGGACUGGGCGGACGACUGGUCCAAUUCGAACGAGUGCAAGGAGCGAUUUGCAGAGCUCGAGCAGCUCAACAAGGACAACGAGGGGCGGGAAAGCCAAAACGAGGAUGACAAGUACCAGUACGCGUCGACUACCCCCAUGCAGCUCAAGCUCGUCCUCAAGCGGGCGUCGGUCCAGCUCUGGCGGGAUACCGAAUACGUCACCAACAAGGUCAUGCUCCAUAUCGGUUCUGCUCUGUUCAAUGCCUUCAGUUUCUGGAUGAUUGGCAACGCCUAUGGAGACCUCCAAAACCGCCUCUUUACCGUCUUCAACUUUAUCUUUGUCGCUCCCGGUGUCAUCGCCCAGCUUCAACCCAAGUUCAUCGCCAACCGGGACGUCUUUGAGACGAGAGAGAAGAAGGCCAAGAUCUACUCGUGGUGGGCAUUCUGCUUUGGCGAGAUUGUUGCCGAGGCGCCUUACCUUAUCGCCUGUGCUUUCCUCUACUGGGCUCCAUGGUACGCUGUCGUCGGCUUCAGCUACUCCCCUUACCCCGCCGGCCCCGUCUACCUUCAAAUGACCCUCUACGAAUUCCUCUAUACCGGUAUCGGCCAGUUCAUCGCGGCUUACGCGCCCAACGCCGUCUUUGCCGCGCUCGUCAACCCGCUCCUCAUCGGUGUGCUCGUCCUCUUCUGCGGUGUCUUGGUACCGUACACGCAGAUCACUGCUUUCUGGCGCUACUGGCUGUACUACCUCAACCCCUUCAACUACCUCAUCGGUGGAAUGCUCAACCCCAUCCUCUGGGACGUCGAUGUUCGGUGCACCGAGCAGGAGUUCGGAGUGUUUGACCCACCCGCAGGUCAGACGUGCGGCGCCUACAUGUCGUCCUUCCUCCAGCAAGCUACGGGCUACAUUGACAACCCCGACGCGACAUCACAGUGCCGAUACUGCGGCUACGAGAAGGGUAGCGAGUAUCUCGAGAGCUUGAAUUUGGGUAGGUGGAUCGACGGAUGGAGGGAUAUUUGCUUGACUUUGCUCUUUGUUGUCUCUUCUUAUGCUCUCGUUUUCCUCUUGCUCAAGCUGCGGAGCAAGCAGUCCAAGACGGCCAAGUAG
Messenger RNA from Dioszegia hungarica, 4641 nucleotides. RefSeq names its product ABC transporter. Gene Ontology annotation, cellular component: membrane. The record is from RefSeq and is a predicted model, not a curated record. Gene Ontology annotation, biological process: transmembrane transport. Gene Ontology annotation, molecular function: ATP binding; ABC-type transporter activity; ATP hydrolysis activity. The transcript is spliced from 11 exons. The coding region runs from base 1 to 4641 and encodes 1546 amino acids. NCBI's taxonomy places the organism in Eukaryota, Fungi, Basidiomycota, Tremellomycetes, Tremellales, Bulleribasidiaceae.